Molecule: messenger RNA, 925 nt
Organism: Cyanistes caeruleus (blue tit)
Lineage: Eukaryota; Metazoa; Chordata; Aves; Passeriformes; Paridae
Source: RefSeq, a predicted model, not a curated record
UCCGCACCGGGAGCGCGGCACCUGCGUCACGCUGCGCUCGGUGUCCCCGGGCUGGAACCGCUCCCGCUCCCUGCCCUGCUUGUGCUCGCCACUAAACUUUUACAUGCUUCUAAACUUUUUUUUCCACUACCUUGUAUAUUUUCCUGUCCCUGCCAGGGCCCGAACCUGAUUAUAAACCAGCCCGACGAGCUGCUGGAGAGCAUGUCCGAGUGGUGCAAGGAGCAUCACGGGAAGUCUGGCCUUACUAAGGCUGUGAAGGAGAGUAAAAUCUCACUGCAGCAGGCAGAGUACGAGUUCCUGUCCUUCGUGCGGCAGCAGACACCCCCGGGGCUCUGUCCUCUCGCAGGUAACUCUGUUCAUGCAGAUAAGAAGUUCCUUGACAAAUACAUGCCGCAGUUCAUGAGGCACCUUCAUUACAGGAUCAUUGAUGUGAGCACUGUCAAGGAACUCUGCAGGCGCUGGUAUCCAGAGGAAUACGAGUUUGCACCAAAGAAAGCGGCUUCUCACAGAGCACUUGAUGACAUCAGGGAAAGCAUCAAAGAACUCCAGUUCUACAGAGACCACAUCUUCAAGAGGAAAACGGAUGAGAAGAAAAGGAAACUGAUUGAGAACGGGGAAAGUGAUAAAGCUGCCAGCUGAUUUCCCCUCCCGCCACACCAGCCCGUAGCACACACUAGAUGCGUCUCCUGGUUCUUUUUUGUUUGCCAGUCUCUUGGGAAGCUGCACCCUGGGUUACCUUGUUUCUUACCAGCUGUUCAAUGCAGACAGAAGCCUGAGUUACUGCUGCUUUUCAGUUUGGGCGGGAAUCAGCACGUUGGGCCUCAGCAGCGCCCGGGUUGGGAUGUUCUAAAACACGCUGUUUGAUACUCCCUGCACCUGGUUGUAGGUGCAGUCUUUCACAACACAAUAAAACAGUUGAAAGAUU